Molecule: messenger RNA, 879 nt
Organism: Morone saxatilis (striped sea-bass)
Lineage: Eukaryota; Metazoa; Chordata; Actinopteri; Moronidae
Product: high affinity immunoglobulin gamma Fc receptor I-like
Exons: 7
Coding region: 1-879 (292 amino acids)
Biological process (GO): cell surface receptor signaling pathway
Molecular function (GO): transmembrane signaling receptor activity
Source: RefSeq, a predicted model, not a curated record
AUGGAAGUCACGGCUCUCUCCGUCAGACUGUUGAUAAAUGUAGCGGUGUUGCUGCCUGCACAGGUUCAGCACAGCUUCUCUCACAGAGCUGAAGCAACUUUUCCUCGUAUCGUUCCAUCCAGACUUCAAUUCUUUGAGUACGAGUCUUUCUCUGUAAACUGUAAGGGCUUUUUUCAUGAUUUGACCAAAUGGAGAGUGAUGAGGAAUAUUCAGGGAACCAAUACUACAUGUAAAGAUAAAUGUGAGAUGAGAGGAACCUACAACAUUACAGCUGCCUUUUCAAUAGACAGUGGAGAAUACUGGUGUGAGGUUGACGGAAAGAAGAGCAACAAGGUCAACAUCAUAGUGACAGAAGGAUCUGUGAUCCUGGACAGUCCUGCUCUUCCUGUGAUGGAAGGAGACAAUGUGGUUCUGCGCUGUAAAAACAAGAAGACCUUCAGAAUUGAAGCUGAUUUCUAUAAAAAUGGCGUCCUCAUGUGGAGAAGCUCUACGGUAGAGAUGACCAUCCACAAUGUUUCCAAGUCUGAUGAAGGACUCUACAAGUGCAGAAUCUCUGGCAUUGGAGAAUCAGCAGAGAGCUGGUUGGCUGUCAGAGAGUCUGUGAUCCUGGAGAUUCCGGCUCUUCCUGUGAUGGAAGGAGAUCGUGUGACUCUGCGCUGUAGAAACAAGAUGACUUCCAACUUCCCAGCUGUCUUCUAUAAAGAUGGCCUCCUCAUCAGGAACAGCUCUACGGGAGAGAUGAUCAUCCACAGUGUCUCAAAGUCUGAUGAAGGACUGUACAAAUGUACCUCCGGAGUUGGAGAAUCAGCAGUUCCACAACCUCUCAUCCCUCUUUUCCAAUGUCCUCUCCUCUACAAACAGAUAAGGCUGAAUCCUUGA